This is a messenger RNA of Sinocyclocheilus grahami, 534 nucleotides long. Its product is annotated as amphoterin-induced protein 1-like. The annotation marks the transcript as partial. NCBI's taxonomy places the organism in Eukaryota, Metazoa, Chordata, Actinopteri, Cypriniformes, Cyprinidae. The transcript has a single exon. The record is from RefSeq and is a predicted model, not a curated record. Gene Ontology annotation, cellular component: extracellular matrix. Gene Ontology annotation, molecular function: protein binding.
UUGCUUCAACUUCAGAGUAAACAAAGGAACAUGUGUAACCUGACUCUCUGUGUUUUACUCUUCCUGGCGUGUUCCUGCUCGCCCUUAUCUUCGUGUCCUGCCCAGUGUUUGUGUGAAACCACGGUGGUGAACUGUGUUAGCCAAGACUUGAGCUCCAUCCCACAGCCCCUUCCAGAAAACACCACCGCACUGAACACCAAUGGAAACGAUAUAAGGAAUCUGAACAAUGAGUCUUUCCCCAGGCCGCUGGAACAUUUAACACACCUUUAUGUGUCUGGAAGCCAACUGGAGGAAUUGGACUCCAUGGUGUUUAAAAACUUGCCAAGUCUGCGUUUACUUGACCUCAGCAACAACAGGAUUUCACAGUUCAGCGUUGAGGCUUUAGCUCAAGACAACAAGAUCGAGGUUCUAAACCUCAGCAAAUCCUUAUACAAUCACUCCUACAUCGGCGUGUUUGCAGAUCUAUUCAAACACAGCCUGCCUAAGGUUUCCCAUCUUGAUUUGUCCAAUAAUGACCUGGUGCUCCUUCCAGAA